AUGGAAGUGAAACACCCGGUGAGCGACUGUGCACCUCAAACGUCGCGGGUUAGUUCAAAUUUACACAGCAGUAGUAGCAUGGCGGUAAGCCGUGUUCCGAGCCCGCCGCCACUAGAAGUUAACACCCCAGUGAAGGUGGUAAAAUUCAGCUACAUGUGGACGAUCAACAACUUCAGUUUUUGCAGAGAAGAAAUGGGGGAGGUUCUCAAAUCUUCGACAUUCUCUGCAGGGGCCAAUGAUAAACUUAAAUGGUGCCUGAGAGUUAAUCCUAAAGGCUUGGAUGAAGAAAGCAAGGAUUAUUUAUCACUCUAUCUGCUUCUCGUGUCUUGUAAUAAAUCAGAAGUUAGAGCAAAGUUCAAAUUUUCAAUUCUUAAUGCCAAAAGAGAAGAAACCAAAGCUAUGGAGAGCCAACGAGCCUACAGGUUUGUCCAAGGCAAGGACUGGGGCUUUAAAAAAUUCAUAAGAAGAGACUUCCUGUUAGAUGAAGCCAAUGGUUUAUUGCCAGACGAUAAACUAACGAUAUUUUGUGAGGUCAGUGUAGUAGCAGAUAGUGUCAAUAUUUCCGGUCAAAGUAAUACAAUCCAAUUCAAAGUACCAGAAUGCCGAUUACCAGAAGAUCUUGGAACACUUUUCGAAAGCCAAAAAUUCAGUGACGUUACAUUAACUGUCUGUGGUAAUGAAUUCAGAGCGCACAAAGCUAUUUUAGCAGCGCGUAGUCCAGUUUUCUCCGCGAUGUUUGAACAUGAAAUGGAGGAGCGCAAGCAGAAUCGUGUGGAUAUAACAGACGUAGAUUACGAGGUUCUAAAAGAGAUGCUGAGAUUUAUUUACACGGGCAAAGCGACAAAUCUUGAGAAAAUGGCGGACGAUUUGUUGGCUGCGGCGGAUAAAUAUGCUCUCGAAAGGCUCAAAGUCAUGUGCGAAGAGGCACUUUGUACAAAUUUAGCAAUCGAUAAUGCGGCAGAAAUUCUUAUACUUGCCGAUCUUCACAGUGCAGAUCAAUUAAAAGCACAGGCCAUAGACUUUAUUAAUACACAUGCUACAGACGUAAUGGAUACAUCUGGUUUCAAAACGAUGGUGAAUACGCAUCCACACUUAAUAGCGGAGGCAUUUCGUGCCCUAGCGACGCAACAAAUACCGCCGAUCGGACCGCCUCGCAAACGUGUGAAACAAAGCUGA
Molecule: messenger RNA, 1176 nt
Organism: Cotesia congregata
Lineage: Eukaryota; Metazoa; Arthropoda; Insecta; Hymenoptera; Braconidae
Source: the annotation of a GenBank genome assembly